CAGUAUCUGCUACACAAAAAUAGAGAAGUGCCCUAAUGCACUAGGGCACAGCAGAGCAGCGUCAGCGCGAGCGCACAUCACUUCCUGUGCAAGCUGGGCGCUUUCAACUCCGACAGGACAACCGUCGGAGUCGACGAAGUCUUAAAUAAACAGGACUAACGAAAUAUCUGAGGGAAUAGUCUACCAAACUGUCCGAGAUUCUUAAGACACUGACUCCUGUCAUUGGACCAGCUGGCGUUGGACGGGGUGUCAGACCCUCCCCCUGAACGAGGACAGAAUGAGACAAUAGCUGGGGGUGUUGGAUAUUAUCCCUCCCCCCUCCUCUUUGUUUUCCCCUCCUACAUAUCCAAGAAGCAUAUCCAUACACACUAUCUCACACCAACACACUACAAAACAAUACCAUAGACUUCUGUUGCUACCACUCUUUACUUUGUAGUGGCCAUGAGACUUUUAGAGGACUUUUGCUGUUGAGAACCUUCUGGGAAUAAAACCGGUUUCCUUUCAGCCAGUGGACACAUCGUUCCAGAUCCUACGGCUUUGGUGAAGCUUGAUGGAAGCUCAGUAGAUCAUUGAAUCAUGAAAACACCAGAGGACCACUGGGAGUUUCCGUUUGGAGUUGUAUAUUAAUAGGCUGAAAGACUGCCAUUGAGCAAAGCAAAUCUAAUUCAACCUGAAGCAGUCCUGAACGUCUGUUAGAAUAAAUGAUACCUCUCCUUAGCCUUUUCAUCCAUCAUAUCUGAAGUGCCUUGUGUUUCAUCAAACGGUUUACAUCUACUACACAUAUCUGAUCCAUCGGCCAAUCCUUGAAACAACUGAUUUGUUUACAUAUCCGGCCUUCCAUAUCAGUUUAAUUUGUUUCUUCUCUUAGCAUGCAAGUAAAACUUUGAAGUAUCUGAGAUACGAGGAAUGAGUCCAGUUGCUUAAACUUAUCCAACCUAAACACACCAAGACCAUUCAUCUGGCUCUCAAACGUGGUACACAGCUCCGUCACAAUGUACACGCUGCAGUCCAAAUGGCGCUACAUAAUCAUGUUCUUGGGCGUCCAGUUAGUGGUCAUGGCUCUUCUCUCUAGAGAGGGCUACCAGAAAAGAGUGUCAUAUUUUUUCCGGAUUUUCCGUAAGACAGAUUCUACAUCGGGACACACAAUCGGUGGACACAACCAUACGGAUGUUUAUGCUAACCUCUCCCUUUUGGGCCCUGCUCUUAAUAAAGAGGACAUGCCCUACUGCCCCAAGCAGUCUCCUUUGAUUGGUGGACCAAUUCAUGUCACUUUCCCCUCUGGGCUUACGCUUGCUGAGGUGGAGCGGAAGAAUCCACUUGUUGUCCGUGGGGGUCGCUACAGGCCGCCAAACUGUGAGGCUCGCCAUCGGACUGCAAUUAUCAUUCCCCACAGAAAUCGAGAACACCACCUCAAGUUCCUCCUCUACUAUCUGCAUCCCUUCCUACAGCGUCAGCAGCUCAACUAUGGCAUCUAUAUCAUUCACCAGGCUGGUAAUUACACCUUCAACCGAGCAAAGCUGAUGAACGUGGGAUUUCGUGAAGCCAUGAGGGACGAGGACUGGGACUGCCUCUUCUUUCAUGACGUGGACCUCAUUCCAGAGGACGACCGCAACACCUAUGUCUGUGACACUCAUCCCAAGCACGCUGCCAUUGCCAUGGACAAAUUUGGCUACAAGUUGCCUUAUAAAAUGUAUUUUGGAGGAGUGUCGGCUCUGACCCCUGUUCAGUACCUCAAGAUGAACGGUUUCCCAAACAAUUACUGGGGCUGGGGUGGUGAGGACGAUGACAUUGGUGUCCGGGUCUCACUCGGAGGAAUGCUGAUCAGUCGUCCGUCUCUAAAAGUGGGCCGAUAUAAGAUGAUCAAACACAAGCAUGACAAAGGCAAUGAAGUGAAUCCCAAAAGGUUUAACAUGUUGGCAAAGACUCGGCAUACAUGGAAAGAAGACGGCAUGAAUACAGUGGAGUAUGAGAUCAUGUCCCGGGAUUACCAGCCACUUUACACCAACAUCACUGUCAACAUUGGCACCGAGGCAGGCCUGCACCCAACCAAAAAAAAGCCUGCUUCAUAGCUGACUCCUAGCAUUCUUGUGAAUCCCAGAGGCACAAGUCUUAACGUCAAUGCCGCACUGCCUGCAGACCACUUCACCCACAUGCACAUGGCCAGUGAAUUCAAGGGACAUCAUGCCUUUACUGCACCACACACCUUCGGUUUCCUCUGUAACAGUGGUGCCAUCUAGUGGUCCCAUGAUUCUCCGUCCUUUCUCCCUCGCUUUUUGUCCAAAGUUAGACAUUUUGAUCCUGUGCUCACUGGUUCACUUUAUCAGUCAUGAUGCUGCAGAAACUUCAUCAGCUGGUCCACACACUGACCGCUUUGCAGACUCUCUGAUGGGCCACUCUGCUGGAAGGAUGUGCUUCCUGACAGACCGACUCUUCGUCUAUCCAUUUAAAAACCUGUGUUGCCUUAGAAUCAAGCUGCACUCUCUCCUUACAUUUCUUUCAUGAUGACUGAAGCAUAGCUUCGGCCGCCAGUGUUUGACGUGUUGCACUGGGUGAGGCCGAGUCUUAGGGAGGGGUAAAAUUCGUUUUCUGCCACGUGAUGGAAACAGUGAAGCAGGCCGAUGUUCUACAUAAGCAACAUUGGUUGCUGCACUACUCUGUGAGUCUGGUGCAUUUCCUGUUCGGUAAAUUAGUACUUUUGAUGUACUGUGUGUACUGUAUUGUUAUACAGGUAGGUGGAUUAAUAUUUUAUAUAUCUUCCAUUUUCGAGGAUUUCAGUCAGAACCGACCACUUUGGUAGUAAUAACCACUUUACAUAUACAGAUGUUCUCAUUUUUUCAGAUGUUUAUUAUUAUUUUUUUCUUUAUAUUCCCGAAUUGUCGUUGGUUGUCUUAGUAUUAAGGAUGGCUUUUAUAAUCAACAUGCUGCCUCUCAUUUUCAUGAAUUACUCAACACAUUGUAUUUUAUCUGCAUGAUUUUUCUUUUUGUUUAUUUUUUUUUUUUUGAUUGGCUGGUUAUGUGUGGUUUGCUUUGGAUUAGCAAUAGUUUUGUUGAAUGUAGCUACAUCUCAUUUUGGUGAGAGAAUGUCACGUUAGUGAACAGCGCGUCCAAUUAGUUGGCUUCAUGAGAAGUCUUUGUCCCAUAUUCCCAUUUUGAGUCCAACAUUUGUUUAUUCAAAAAGAUUGCCUAAAAAUACAUUAACCUUGUUAACGGAAACCUUUUUAAAAGACCUUCAGCCUCAUAAAAACACAAGCGUAAAUUGUUCGUAAAACCAUUUUUAAGUAAAUUGUCCCAUUGAAUAAAAUGGUCUAAAAACAUCUGUAAAAUAAUUUUUACAUACUUUGUUGCAUUGAUUCAACUAUUCUAACAUUCGUAAAACCAUUGUUACAUAUUUGCUUUGAAUCGAAUGCGCUAACAUUUGUAAAACCAUUCUUAUGUAAAUCGUUGCAUGAAGUUAAAUUAAAUGCUAACAUUCGUAAAACCCUUUUAGAUAAAGUUGUUGCAGUGGAUUGCGUUAAAGUUCGUAAAACUACGAUCUUUUAUCUUAUCAAUUUAUCUUUUAGAUAAAUUGUUAAAUUUGAAUUGAAUGCUCUAGUAUUUGUAAAUUUGUUCUUGUUUAAACUGGAAGUAAGGAAUCAAAUGCUCUAUCAAUCGUGAACCAUUCUCGUGUGAAGUGCUGCAUUAAAUUAAAUGCGCUAAAUCUCACAAACCAUUAUUGCAUUGAAUGUGCUAACAUCCAUAAACAUUAUUAUGUAAGUUGUUGCUUUCAGUUGAAUGUGCUAAAAUUUGUAAAAACAUUCUUGCAUAUAUUCCUGUAAUGAAUCGAAAUCAUUCUAAAUAUGAAUUGCUGCAUUAAAUUAAUGCGCUAAGGUUCAUAAACCAUUCGUAAGAAAAUUCUUGCAUUCAGUCAAAUGCGUUAAUAUUUGUAAAAUCAUUCUUGCAGAACUGUGUGUGCUAAUAAUCAUAAAAACAAGUUCCAUUCAAUGCAACCAUUUACUUUGGAAUGAUUACGAAAAAUUUACACAUUGGUCAUUUUCUUGCUGUUCAUGAAUGAGACCCAUUAUUGGUAAAGUCAGAUAUUUUUUUUUUGAUUCUCAAACAUUUGGACUUACACCUGAUUGACACAGAUGACAAAAGAAAAUGUUUGAAGAAAUAGUUUUUGUAUGUUUCAGACUUUUCAUAUUUUAAAAAUGCAAAACUCCUCAUGAAUUUGGAAAAAGUUAUCAGUGCUGAAAUGUAAACUGAAUCAUGGCCUCAUCUGGGUAAUGUUAACCUUGUGUUUGCCAUGCCAUGCUCCUGUUUAACCUCUAAUCGUCUUCUACACACUUCAGUCCCUUGGUGAAACAAACUCUCUGACAGUCCAGUCACCAGAUACAUGAAUGCUUCAGACGGAUCUGUGCAUGUGUGGAUACACAUUUGUGAUACUAAGAGAAACCGAUCAUACAUUGUUUUUCGAAUGCUGCUGUUCUCUGUGUGAAUGUGAAAGGUGGAGGUGUCGCUCCCCUCUUUACUAGUUUGUAUGCUGUUGGGAGCUUGUGAUGGAUCAUUUAGAAAAUGGUUUUGGGUCAUUGAAGGAAGUCAUCGGAUGUCAUUGAGGCAGAGAUACCAAAAACUUCAUGAUUUCUUUUUUUAUAACUAGCAUGUUUUUUUUUCUUAACAGUAGUUGUCUUUUUUUUUCUGAAUUAUGAAAGUUUAAUGUGGUUGUUAAUGGUCAGGUUAAUUAAAUCUGUCCAUUACACAAGUCUGUUGGCACACAUUGAGUGUAAUGACUAAACACUUUUGAUUUGAGUUAUUUUGUUAUGUAAAGGGUGAUUCAAGAUCUUUAUUCUUCACUUUGAGAAUUUAUAUUUGAUAACUAUUCACAUCACCAUCGUAGAAGGUCCUUGGAAAACUGUUCAGCCAUGAAUGAAAUAGUUUGAUAUGUACAGAUGACAGCCUGCACACUACUCAGGUGGGGUGAUGGAUCCGAUCUUUCUAAAUGUGCCUUAUCAGGCGUAUCUGGAGUUCUUCAGUGGGCUGUGCUCUGAACACAGGGCAUUUGUUUCUCUUUAAGAACAGUCUGCACAAUACUCAGCGGCCUUAUGAUGAUUUAAUAAAGAAAUGUUAAUGUA
This is a messenger RNA of Carassius gibelio (silver crucian carp), 5108 nucleotides long. Its product is annotated as beta-1,4-galactosyltransferase 3. Gene Ontology annotation, biological process: carbohydrate metabolic process. The transcript has 7 exons. Gene Ontology annotation, molecular function: glycosyltransferase activity. The record is from RefSeq and is a predicted model, not a curated record. Lineage: Eukaryota; Metazoa; Chordata; Actinopteri; Cypriniformes; Cyprinidae. Bases 993 to 2069 code for a protein of 358 amino acids.